Panicum hallii is the source of this 1648-nucleotide messenger RNA. RefSeq names its product monodehydroascorbate reductase 3, cytosolic. The transcript has 10 exons. The record is from RefSeq and is a predicted model, not a curated record. NCBI's taxonomy places the organism in Eukaryota, Viridiplantae, Streptophyta, Magnoliopsida, Poales, Poaceae. Gene Ontology annotation, cellular component: cytoplasm. Gene Ontology annotation, molecular function: oxidoreductase activity, acting on NAD(P)H; flavin adenine dinucleotide binding. Bases 132 to 1439 code for a protein of 435 amino acids.
CACCCGCUCCCACUCGUCUCCUCCCUCCCCAAAUCCUCGUUGUCCUCUGCAAUCGCCAGGCCCGCCGCGCAGGCAGACUCGACUGACUGGUCACUGGUAGGCUGGUAGCUCUCGAUCGAUCGGAGGCAGGCAUGGCGUCCGGGAAGCACUUCAAGUACGUCAUCCUCGGCGGCGGCGUCGCGGCGGGGUACGCGGCCCGGGAGUUCGCCAAGCAGGGAGUUCAGCCAGGAGAGCUCGCCAUCAUCUCCAAGGAGGCGGUGGCUCCAUACGAGCGUCCUGCCCUCAGCAAGGGUUACCUCUUCCCUCAGAAUGCUGCAAGGCUCCCAGGAUUUCAUGUGUGUGUCGGAAGUGGUGGAGAGAGGCUAUUGCCUGAAUGGUACUCGGAGAAAGGUAUUGAGUUGAUCCUCAGCACAGAAAUUGUCAAAGCUGAUCUUUCCACCAAGACUCUGACUAGCGCAGCUGGAGCAGCCUUUACAUAUGAGAUCUUGCUGAUUGCAACUGGAUCCUUGGUCAUCAAGCUCACUGAUUUUGGCACCCAAGGAGCUGAUUCUAACAACAUUCUAUACCUAAGGGAAAUUGAUGAUGCUGACAAGCUGGUUGCAGCUAUCCAGGCAAAGAAGGGUGGGAAGGCAGUGGUUGUGGGGGGAGGCUAUAUUGGACUUGAACUUAGUGCUGCACUGAAGAUGAAUGACUAUGAUGUCACUAUGGUGUUUCCUGAACCUUGGUGCAUGCCCCGGCUCUUCACUGCCGACAUUGCUGCUUUCUACGAGGCUUACUAUACUAACAAAGGGGUAAAGAUUUUGAAGGGCACAUUAGCUAUUGGUUUUGAUGCCAAUGCCAAUGGUGAUGUCACUGCAGUUAAGCUAAAGGAUGGCACAGUACUUGAAGCUGAUAUUGUUGUUGUCGGUGUUGGAGGCAGACCAUUGACUACUCUCUUCAAAGGUCAAGUAGCUGAGGAGAAAGGUGGAAUCAAGACUGAUGCUUUCUUUGAAACAAGUGUUCCUGGAGUAUAUGCCAUUGGUGAUGUCGCUACCUUCCCCUUGAAGAUGUACAAUGAGUUGAGGAGAGUGGAACAUGUUGACCAUGCUAGGAAGUCUGCAGAGCAGGCUGUAAAGGCAAUCAAGGGAAAGGAGUCCGGGGAGUCAGUUCCAGAGUAUGACUACUUGCCAUACUUCUACUCCCGAUCAUUCGAUCUGGCGUGGCAGUUCUAUGGUGACAACGUCGGCGAGACCAUCCUAUUCGGCGACAGCGACCCCACCUCCAGCAAGCCCAAAUUCGGGUCGUACUGGAUCAAGGACGGCAAGGUCUUGGGCGCCUUCCUGGAAGGCGGGUCACCGGACGAGAACAAGGCCAUCGCCAAGGUGGCGAAAACCCAACCGACCGUCGCCAGCGUCGAGGAGCUCAAGAAGGAGGGCCUCCAGUUUGCCAGCAAGAUCUGAGACCGCUCCCUGUUUCAGUGUUCCAUGUACAUCUCGCGUCAUCAUUUAGGUUGUUCCUGUGUUCACGGUGUGUUCUACGACAGAUGUUGCCAUGCGUACUUGACCGCAUGACAUUCGGUUUCUGAUUGUGAUGUCUGAACUACACAUACACGCACACUUGCUGUACCACUUGAUAUUUGAAUAAAGCCUGCAGCCUCAGGGUUCAACGA